UGAAUGUGUGUUUGAAAGUGACGGAGACAUACAACGCUGUGACCGAAGCUGGACGGUUUGUCAAUAAGAAUAUGUUGCCGCUGAACCGCGUCAAAGCUCAUUACCAUAAUGUUGGCUGCACUUGAACUUUCCUCUGACGCCACACCGCCCAAGACUCGCCUUGCUGCCGAGAGAUGCUGGCUGUCAUAGAAAACGAAUGACUUCCAGUCGAUUUGAUGCUCUCGACGCCUCUGGUCUGAACGCACGAAAAAUGGAUGUGUCAAAGAGGAUCAUGAGAAAUCUGGAACCGGCAAGGCCACUGCGUCGCCUAAACAUAAAUCAAGUAGAUGUGUCACCUAUAGUGCCUCAAAGCAAUGCUGAAAUCAAGCCUGUCACAAAGAGAGUAGAAAAGCCAGACAACAACAUUAAAGUGGAGCAGUUGUUUGAAAUCCUUAAUCUUCAAAGCGGCAGUACCCAACCAAAAAAGAAAGAAAGAAUAUGCUACACCAGGGAUUUCCUCGUCAAGAUGGCAAGUUGUCCAGCAGCCAAGAAGAAACCUGAGUUUUUACCAGAGCAUCCAGUAGUUUUGGAGAAUGGAAGAACCAAUGAUGUGCCAAGACUUUUUUCAAGGCAAAUGGAACAAGAGUGAGGACAUGUACAUUCAUCAAACUUGCACUUCAAACAAGGAAUUCAGAUUGUUGCAAUUAGUACUUUGUGUAUGUUACAUAAUAAUGGUGUAACCUUGUGGAGGAUUAACAGUGUACCCAAAUUUAUUUUCAUAGGGUUGCCUAAUGUGGAGAAUUCCAUUUUAUAAUUUUUUUUAUUUAUUUUUAGAAAUAAGGGGCUCUAAAAAAUGUACUACAUGGGGACCAAAGCAGAAAAAAAUUAAAUAUCACCUUUUUCACAAGCAAAGUUUCUUCUGUGUAAAAAAACACUCUCCUUGGAUGCUAAAAGCAUUUAAAAAUCUAUGUAGGUAAUACAAUGUUCAUUUAUCCAGAAAUUACCAUGGCCGUGAAUUGCAAAACAAAACAACAAAUCAUAAAACACAACGGCAAAUCCGAAAACAAAAGAAAAAUCACAAAACAUAAGCCAGAAAACACAACAGCAAGACAGAAGACACAAACGACAAGUCAGUCGAAAUGGAAAGUUUAGGUAGCUUCUGUCCUGAUUGGCUGUGUGGAUGAUAUCCAGCCCUUUUUAUAAUGAUGGGUCCACUGUCAACUUAACGAUUAUUUCAAUUUCAAUGCUAAAAGUGAAGCAUUUAAUUAUUUGGAGUGUUUUCUCACUUAGUAAAACAGUAACGGGUUACUUUAGAACACAGAGCACAAAACGAGCGAGCAGCAUAAAGUUAGGAUAAGGUACAAUAUCCACCGGUGUGUAAGGGACCGUCAAAAAAGUAAAUAAACGGUGCUUAAACGUAUGUGGUGUCCAAGCAUUCAUUCAAUUUACGUGCAUGUUCGAAGUUAACAAACACUUAUUUUAAAAGCAUUUUCACAUUCUUAAGGUAAUUAGACUGCCAGUGUGAUGACUGACUUACUACAUAUGAAGUUUUGCCAGCAUGUCCAAUUAUAUGUACACAGUGUUCAAUUGUAUUAGGAAAAAACAAUCACAGAAAUUCUACAAGAUAUUAAUAUCAUAUUCUAAAGAAUGUAGUAGGAUGCUAGUCAAUAGGAUAAUUUACUUGAUGUGAGAUUUUACCAGAAUGUGCAAUUUAUUUUAAAACAAUAUAAUAUAAAAAACUUUUUUUUUUUAAUGAAUCACUAAAAUUCAUCCAGUUAGUCAAUCAUUCACACUACUGGCAGUCUACUACAACCUUUGGAAUGUGACAAUAACAUCUGGAUGAAUUUAACUAAUUGAAUACUGUAUCAAUAUAAUUGAAUAUACUGGAAAAAUAGCACCUUAAGUAAGUCAAUCAAUCCACUGGCAGCCAACUGCAACCACUGCAGAGCGUGCAGGUCCAUUUUAGAGAAGUAAUUGUAGCGUGUGCAGGUCCAUGUUAGAGUGUGCAACAGUUUAUGGACUUUUAGAUGGCCCCUUACACAUUAACUUUAUCGUGCUUGCUCUUGUUGCUCUCUGUGUUCUAAAGUAUCCCGUUACUGUUUUACUGCAUGAGAAAAUACUCCCAAUUGAUUCACAUCUUUACUCAGUGAGCUUUUGACAUGGAUAUUUAGAUAUUCGCUGAGUGGACAGUGAACCAAUCAUAAAGAAAGGGCUAGAUAUCCACACACCAUUUCCAAUGGCUUGUUGCUGUGUUUUCUGACUUAUUGUUUUGAUUCUGAAUUUGGCAUUGUGUUUUCUGGUUUAUUUUGUUUUUGGAUUUGCCGUUGUGUUUUAUGAUUUGUUGCUGUCUCUCUUGAAUUAUUGUAUUUUUGGAUUUGCAAUUUGUGUUUUAUUAUUUGUUGUUUGGUUUGCACUUCAAGGCCACUGUAAGAAAGCUGUAUUCAGACAUGAUCCAUUGAAAAUUGUGCUAAAUUCCUUCAGCAGAAACUACAGUACAGAUGUCCUUCCUGUCCUUAGUCCAUCCUUGGCAAUACGCUUUUGUUUCUAACUCCGACAUCAGAACUUUGCGCUUAUGUUCUGAUUUCAUGGUUUGUGGUGUUUAAUUAGUGUUUAUAUUUGGACUUGAAGUGUUUCAGAUUUUGCUUGAAGUUUUGCAUAGACUAAUUGUUUGGGAGGUUUUAUAUGCCUGAGUUAGUCUUCUUUAGUGGAAACCCAAGAUUGUGACUAUCCCUAACAGUGUUGUCACUGGACGGGUUGGGCAAGAUACACACAGAUCUGGCACAAUCUUUUAACAACUACUGAGCCUUUUGAGUAUUUAAAGGUGGGAAUUGUUGGGGGGGCAAGUUUUAUUUUAAAGGUAAAGUUAUUUUUUUGAGUCCUUUGCUGAGAAAAGGAUUAGACACAAAAGAAGAGUUACUUAGUAGUUACUGUAGCCUUUUCAGUAUUAUAAUAUUAUUUUAACAGUUUACUAGAAAAAUGUCAAAAUAACACAAUUACUCUGGAUCUUAUGCAAUUAAGUUUUUAUAUAUAUCCCUUGAUUUGCACACUUGGGCAGAGGCAAUAUUUGCUUUUUUUGUAUCACAUUGUAAUCUGUCAAUUCAUAACUAAUUGUCUUAAUUUUAAAUUGGAUUUAUUCUAACUCCACAAAAUUAUUACACUCAGUAAAGGACAGUUUAUUUUACUCUGUGCUCUGCUUAUUUUACAGAUGUCUCAAGUAAAUUAGGCUACUUUUGACUCGUCUCAGUUUAAAAAAAAGUGUGUGAGUGAGUGAGAGAGAGAUAGAUAGAUAUACAUGUUCUGCUCCGUUUGAUUUGAUUAUAACUUGUGCUUUGGCAACAUUGUAACAUACAGUCAUACCAAUAAAGCAAUUGAAAUAGAGAGAGAGAGAGAGAGAGAGAUCGUUUCGCCUUUGCAAUGAAGGACCAACUGUCCAAUCCGACUGCUUUGCUACUGUGACGUCCUUGUCUCAAACGAAUUGAUCGUUUGAACCGAUUCAUUAGAUGACUAUCGAACCGAAUCACAAAGCUUUGGUAGCUCACCCUGGCCUACGGAUGACUUUGGCUAGAAUGUGCAGUGUUGUUAACAAAAUGGGAAUAAUUAAUGGUGUUAAUAAUUGUUAACAAAAAUAAGGCAAAACUAUUUUCUUAGUAAACCCAAGUUAUUUUGAUUUUGUCCAGUAAACAACGUUUGACGCACUCUAUGUAUUUAAUACAAUCUUGCGUAAAAUGCCUCGUGGGGACUAAAUAAAAUACUCUGGUGAUGACUCGGUUGUGAAUAGUUUUUGAACCGGUUGAAUGAAACGAACUGUCCGAACGAGCCGAUUUGCUAAAACGAAUCGGACUUCACAACGCUAGCUACUACUAGUCUGUCCUGCCGCAAGAGGCGGAACAUGUCCAAAUACUGCUGAUGGAAAAAAUUGCCAUGCCGGUGCGCUUUGAGCUUUCGUCACACAGACCAGCGGGCGCAGCCGGACGUUUUACCGAAGCAGCAACUGAAAGGAACCGACUAUCUUAUAUAGCCUACGGAGACUUUGCCGAGUGACUGCUCACUUGAGUCAGAAGGCGUGAAAUUCAUUGGUACACAUCCCGCUCAAGG
Xyrauchen texanus (razorback sucker) is the source of this 4074-nucleotide messenger RNA. It is a transcript of the gene gra, whose product is annotated as granulito. Gene Ontology annotation, biological process: negative regulation of translational initiation. NCBI's taxonomy places the organism in Eukaryota, Metazoa, Chordata, Actinopteri, Cypriniformes, Catostomidae. Gene Ontology annotation, molecular function: eukaryotic initiation factor 4E binding. The transcript has 7 exons. The record is from RefSeq and is a predicted model, not a curated record. Gene Ontology annotation, cellular component: cytoplasm. Bases 197 to 628 code for a protein of 143 amino acids.